GCUUGCUCCUGCUCCUCCUCGCUCUAGUUCCGCCGGAGCUGCGAUCUCGGUGAUGGAUCAGUGACCUGUCGUGGUGAGGCCUGCAGAUUGCGCUGGUCAGGGGAGCUAUGGCGAAAAGUCCACGUUCUGUUGUUACCACAGGAACAAAAAGGCCUAGAGAAAAGGCUCGUAAGAAGAAAAAUGAGUCCACUGAUAAUGAAAUCUUGGAGAGUGAAUUUGAUGUUGCCAAGAAAGAGAGCAACGGUGCCACUGAACUUGCUAAUGAGCCUAUUGCCAGCAAGCGACCAAAGAGAGCAGCUGCCUGUUCUAACUUCAAAGAGAAGGCAUUGGGUUUGUCAGAAAAAGAUUCAAUUAUCACAAUCAAGGAAAGUCGGGUUGAAGAGGAGGAAAUAGACGCUGUUAAUUUGACAAGGACUGGACCUGAAGAUGGCCGACCUUGCAGAAAAAUCGUUGAUUUCAUCUUACAUGAUGGAGAUGGUAAUCCUCAACCCUUUGAAAUGUCUGAAGUUGAUGACAUUUUCAUAUCAGCUCUUGUCAUGCCCUUGGAUGAUGAUCUGGAAAAGGACAAGGGAAGGGGAAUACGCUGUGCUGGGUUUGGACGAAUUGAAAACUGGGCAAUUUCCGGCUAUGAUGAAGGUGCUGCAGUAAUUUGGGUCUCAACAGAAACAGCAGAUUACAGAUGUGUGAAGCCAGCAAGCAGUUACAAAUCUUGUUUUGAACAUUUCAGUGAGAAGGCACGUGUCUGUGUUGAAGUCUAUAAGAAGUUAGCUAGAUCAGUUGGUGGAAAUCCUCAGGUUGACUUGGAAGAAUUAAUUGCUGGUGUUGUCCGUUCCAUUAAUUCGAACAGAAGCUUUGCCGGAACAGUGACCAAAGACUUUGUGAUCUCCUCUGGUCAGUUCAUAUAUAAACAGCUUAUUGGAUUAGACCAUACAGCUGACAAUGAUGAUGAGAUGUUGUCUACACUGCCAGUUCUUGUUGCACUUAAAGAUGAAUGUAAAUCAAGAGCAGGAUUCAUGCAUUUGCCAGCUAUGCCCUCGAAUGGAACUCUGAGGAUUAACGAUGGGCAAGGUAAGGGACUGACUGAGGAGGAGGAUGCGAAAUUAGCAAGGCUGUUGCAGGAAGAGGAAGAAUGGAAAAUGAUGAGGCAGAGAGGCAAGCGUGGAACUUCACAGAAAAAUAUCUACAUCAAAAUUAGUGAAACGGAAAUUGCCAACGACUACCCACUGCCAGCAUACUAUAAACCAUAUAACCAAGAAAUGGAUGAGUACAUAUUUGAUAGCGAUAUUGGUAAGUUUUCUGAUGAUGUGCCUGUAAGAAUCCUCGACAAUUGGGCUCUAUACAAUUCAGAUUCCAGACUCAUUUCUUUGGAGCUCAUCCCUAUGAAAGCUGGUGCAGAGAAUGAUACUGUGAUAUUUGGAUCUGGUUUCAUGAGAGAGGAUGACGGUAGUUGCUGUUCAACAGCCGAACGAGCACAAUUAUCUUCUUCCUCAAGUAAAUCUAACCAGGAAGAUCCAGGAGUUCCAAUUUAUUUGAGCCCAAUUAAAGAGUGGAUUGUAGAAUUUGGUGGUUCAAUGAUCUGCAUAGCCAUUCGAACUGAUGUUGCUUGGUACAAAUUACGCCAGCCAACAAAGCAAUAUGCUCCAUGGUGUGAGCCUGUGCUGAAAACAGCAAAGCUAGCUGUCAGUAUCAUCACCCUUUUAAAAGAGCAAAGUCGUGCUUCAAAGCUAUCUUUUGCUGAAGUUAUUAAGAAAGUAGCAGAAUUUGACAGUGGACACCCUGCAUUUGUAUCAUCAAAAGCACCAACUGUUGAAAGAUAUAUCGUGGUUCAUGGACAAAUAAUACUUCAGCAAUUUGCAGACUUUCCAGAUGAGUCUGUUAGACGGUGUGCCUUCGCCACAGGCCUUCUAGCAAAGAUGGAGGAAAGUAGGCAUACAAAGUUGGCCAUCAAGAAAAAAUCUCAACAGAUGAGAGGGGAGAAUCUGAACCCAAGUGCAAAAAUGGGUCCAAUACUGAGAAGGAAGCUUAUGCGUGCUACGACUACAACGUUGAUCAGCAAGAUAUGGGGUGAUUACUAUGCCACUUAUUUUCCAGGGGACACGAAAGAUCAGAAUGAACAAAAGGAAAUUGAAGAUGACCAGGAAGAAAAUGAAGACAAUGAUGCUGAAGAUGAGGUAAAUGUUGAAAAUGAUAAGACCAUGAGGAUCCCACCAUCAACGUGGUCUAGAAAGUUGUCAUCAGAUACUUGCAAGGAAAUCGAAUGGGAAGGUCAAACAGCUGGAAAAACAGCAUCAGGAGAAGUUCUGUACAAAUGUGUUAGAGUUCAAGACCUCAGUAUUUCUGUUGGUGCAGCAGUCAUAUUAGAAGAUGAUUCAGGAGAAAGCAUCAUGUGUUUUGUUGAGUAUAUGUAUGAGAAACAUGAUGGUAAAAAUAUGGUUCAUGGAAUACUUCUGCAAGAAGGCUCUCGGACUAUUCUUGGCAAUGCUGCAAAUGAAAGAGAGGUUUUCUUGACUAAUGACUGUUUAGAAUUCGAAGUAAGUGACAUCAAAGGAUUGGUGACGGUUAAUAUCCAAUCUCUGCAUUGGGGCCACAAGUACAGAAAAGAGAACUCUGAAGCUAAUAGAAUUGAAAAGGCCAAUGCAGAGGAGAGGAAACGGAAGGGUCUGCCAGUGGAAUAUUUUUGCAAAAGCUUAUACUGGCCUGAGAAAGGUGGAUUCUUCUCCCUUCGGUAUGAUGAAAUUGGAAAUGGCACGGGCAUUUGUAGCUCUUGUGAGAGAAAACCAGUUGGUGAUGAAUUUAAGAUACUUUCUGAGACCAGCUUUGUCUUUGAAAAUAUUACAUAUAACACCCAUGACUUUCUGUAUAUCAGACCUGAAUUUUUCUCCCAAGGGGAGGGCCAUGAGACCUAUAAGGCUGGAAGGAACGUGGGUCUAAAGCCUUAUGCAGUAUGCCAUCUGCUGAGUGUCCAUGGUCCUGCUGGAUCAAGGAAAGCUAAUCCAGAAUCAACGAAAGUUACAGUAAGAAGAUUUUACCGUCCUGAUGACAUUUCAUCGACAAAAGCCUACUCAUCACACAUCACCGAGGUGUACUACAGUGAAGAAAUAGUGAGUGUACCUGUGGUGAUGAUAGAGGGAAAAUGUGAGGUUCGACUGAAAGAUGACCUUCCAAAUUCAGAUCUUCCGGUGGUGGUUGAACAUGUCUUUUAUUGUGAAUAUUUGUACGAUCCUGCCAAUGGAGCUCUCAAACAGCUACCACCCAAUAUUAAACUUGUGUCACUGAUAAGGAAGGUACCUGCUUCAAAAAAGAAUAAAGGAAAGCAAAUUUGUGACAUUGAGCUAGGUGAUUCAGACAAACCUAAGGAUAGGCAAUCAGAUAACUGUCUUGCAACGCUGGACAUUUUUGCUGGCUGCGGAGGUUUAUCUGAAGGAUUACAGCGCUCAGAAGUAUCACUUACUAAAUGGGCUAUUGAAUAUGAAGAACCUGCUGGGGAAGCAUUUGGCGAAAACCAUCCAGAAGCUGCAGUAUUUGUUGAGAACUGCAACGUGAUUCUGAAGGCAAUAAUGGAUAAGUGUGGUGACGCCGAUGAUUGCAUCUCCACCUCUGAGGCUGCUGAACGAGCAGCUAAACUUUCUGAGGACAAGAUUAAGAAUCUUCCCGUGCCUGGUGAAGUAGAAUUCAUCAAUGGUGGUCCUCCAUGUCAGGGCUUUUCCGGGAUGAACAGAUUCAAUCAAAGUCCCUGGAGCAAAGUACAGUGCGAGAUGAUUUUAGCAUUCCUUUCAUUUGCGGAGUAUUUUCGUCCUAGAUUCUUUCUUCUAGAAAAUGUUAGGAACUUUGUCUCGUUCAACAAAGGGCAGACCUUCAGGUUGACGCUGGCAUCACUCCUGGAGAUGGGAUACCAGGUCCGUUUUGGAAUUUUAGAGGCAGGGGCGUAUGGUGUUGCGCAGUCCAGGAAAAGGGCAUUCAUUUGGGCUGCCGCACCAGGAGAGGCUCUUCCAGAGUGGCCUGAACCAAUGCACGUCUUUGCUAGCCCUGAGCUGAAAAUAACUCUACCUGAUGGCAAAUACUACGCAGCUGUCAAGAGCACCGCUGCAGGAGCCCCUUUCCGCUCGAUUACAGUUCGAGACACAAUUGGGGAUCUUCCAGCUGUGGAAAACGGCGCAGGCAAACCGACAAUUCAGUACGGACUCGGACCUGUCUCUUGGUUCCAGAAGAAGAUUAGAGGCGACAUGGCUUCACUGAAUGACCACAUAUCUAAAGAGAUGAAUGAGCUGAAUCUCAUAAGAUGCAAGCACGUUCCAAAGCGCCCAGGUUGCGACUGGCAUGACCUGCCAGAAGAAAAGGUAAAGCUGUCCACAGGGCAAAUGGUAGACUUGAUACCCUGGUGCUUGCCCAAAACAGCCAAAAGGCACAAUCAGUGGAAAGGACUGUACGGCCGGUUGGAUUGGGAGGGUAAUUUCCCCACUUCAGUAACAGAUCCCCAGCCAAUGGGCAAGGUCGGCAUGUGCUUCCAUCCUGAGCAGGACAGGAUCAUCACUGUCCGUGAAUGUGCUCGAUCCCAGGGCUUCCCUGAUAGCUAUCGUUUCGCUGGCAACAUCCAGAGCAAGCACAGGCAGAUCGGGAAUGCUGUGCCACCUCCCCUUGCCUAUGCCCUCGGGAGGAAGCUCAAGCAAGCCAUCGACGCCAAGCGAUGAGUCACUUCACUGCAUCACCGUCAUUUUUUGGUUGGUCCAAAAUGGGCUGCAAUAGCAUUAAAGUUUCUAUAUUUUGUGAGCAAUUAAUUGACUCUAAAAGUAAUUCUGGGAUGGUUACAUGAUUGCCUUUUGUAUAUCUAACUUGCUGGUAGGACUGAUACCAUCAAGGUAUUGAUGCAUAGAAACUAUAAAAGUUCAGAGAACCACAUCACUGGGGGGAUACAAAGCUUUUGUAAACAGUAAAACUCUUAUUAAUAUGAUUGCAAGACGGUAACAUGUUGUGUUUGGAUGAAAAAUGGGUGCCUUUUCUGUGAUAAUCACACAAGUGAAGAUUUUAGCAUAACAAGAAUUAACUGUCGAUUUCCAAAGUUGAGAAAAUAAUACAGGCAUACUGGCUAUAUAUACCUUUUGUCUUCAGCACCGGCAUACAUGCCCCUGCUUCAAGGUCACUUGCCACUUGAUCACAUCUCUCUUUCACAGCUAAUUUUUCCAAAGU
This is a messenger RNA of Oryza brachyantha (malo sina), 5184 nucleotides long. RefSeq names its product DNA (cytosine-5)-methyltransferase 1A. Gene Ontology annotation, cellular component: nucleus. The coding region runs from base 108 to 4688 and encodes 1526 amino acids. Gene Ontology annotation, molecular function: DNA (cytosine-5-)-methyltransferase activity; chromatin binding. The record is from RefSeq and is a predicted model, not a curated record. The transcript has 14 exons. NCBI's taxonomy places the organism in Eukaryota, Viridiplantae, Streptophyta, Magnoliopsida, Poales, Poaceae.